This is a messenger RNA of Adineta steineri, 1023 nucleotides long. The record is from the annotation of a GenBank genome assembly. NCBI's taxonomy places the organism in Eukaryota, Metazoa, Rotifera, Eurotatoria, Adinetida, Adinetidae.
AUGUCAAUUACUUAUAAAAAAUCGUCUCAAUCAAUCUCUGUAAAAUGGAGUGCAUCCCAUUUGCCAAAUAAUCUUGCAAUUCUUCGUUCGUCAAAAUCACGUCGAUCAGCAAUGUUUGGCGUAUCAUAUAAAACUAGUUUUGCUAUGGCUACCGUAUCCGAAGAUGGAACUAAACAAAUCCAAGGUCAAGUUAUGUGUCGAACACCAGGAAGCAAUAAUAAACCUGUAAUGGAAAAUGAUAGUCGAUUUACUGCUUAUGUUAUUCAAGCUGCAUUUGUUAAUUUACCAGUUCGAAGUCUAUUAGUUUUGGCUUGUACAAAAAGUAUUCAGAUUUUUGAACCGGAUGGAACAACAAAUCUUCAUAUACAUAUGACUGAUAAAACUCCUCCCAAUCGAACAGAAGCGUCUAUUUAUGCUCGAGGUAUUACAGGUGUUGAUCAAAAUUUACUUUGCAUUGGUAAUCAUCAAGGUGAAAUUCUCGUUUUUAAUAUUCCUCCAAAAGGUACAAAUAUAUUUUUAAAAGAAACUCUUGCUGGCCAUCAAUAUGGUAUAACAGAUUUAGUAUCAAAUAAUGAAUAUUUAGUUUCAAGUGAUACAAGUGGAAUGAUAUUGAUUUGGAAUAUUGGUACAAUGUCACAAAUAAAUCAAAUUGAACCACUUGAUAAUAGUGGUAUAACAUCAUUAGCAAUGUGGAAUAAUUGUCUUAUAGCUGGUUAUGCUCAUGGUAUGCUUCGAAUUUUUGAUAUUGAAAAUGUUCAAAUGAUUGGUUCAAUUACUGCACAUGCAAGAUGUAUCAAUGCAAUUGAUUGUAAUGAAGAAGGUUUAAUAGCUUCUGUUAGUGAUGAUUGUUAUGUUAGAAUUUGGAAAUUAUCUGGUGAUGCAGAAGAUUUACAAAUUUCACAUGAAUGUAAUCAUCAUAUUGAAAAUAAUCCAUUAGUUGGAGUGAAAUUUAUGAAUUUAAACCAUGCUGAUAUCGCCGUUUCAGUAUAUGAUUCGAAUGAAAUUAUAGUUCUUCGUGCGUGA